This is a messenger RNA of Diachasmimorpha longicaudata, 892 nucleotides long. It is a transcript of the gene Prosalpha4, whose product is annotated as proteasome subunit alpha type-7-1. Gene Ontology annotation, cellular component: proteasome core complex, alpha-subunit complex; nucleus; proteasome core complex. NCBI's taxonomy places the organism in Eukaryota, Metazoa, Arthropoda, Insecta, Hymenoptera, Braconidae. The coding region runs from base 40 to 789 and encodes 249 amino acids. The record is from RefSeq and is a predicted model, not a curated record. The transcript has 5 exons. Gene Ontology annotation, biological process: proteasomal protein catabolic process; ubiquitin-dependent protein catabolic process.
AUUUUACUCAUUUUCCGUAUUUUUCAUUAACUCUCGAUAAUGUCUGCAAGGUACGACCGUGCUAUCACUGUUUUCUCUCCCGAUGGUCAUCUUCUGCAGGUGGAGUACGCCCAGGAGGCUGUCCGAAAGGGAUCUACUGCGGUUGGGGUGAGGGGCCAGGAUAUUGUGGUGCUCGGGGUUGAGAAGAAAUCGGUGGCUAAACUCCAGGAGGAGAGGACUGUCCGGAAAAUCUGCCUUCUUGAUGAUCAUGUUGUCAUGGCGUUCGCUGGUCUCACUGCCGAUGCCAGAGUUCUGAUAAACCGUGCACAGAUCGAGUGUCAGAGCCAUAAACUCACCGUUGAAGAUCCUGUUACGUUGGAGUACAUAACUCGUUACAUUGCUGGUUUAAAGCAAAAGUACACUCAGAGCAAUGGCAGGCGUCCCUUUGGUAUUUCCUGUUUGUUAGCUGGUUUUGACUAUGAUGGAAGCCCACAUUUAUACCAGACUGAACCAUCAGGCAUUUAUCACGAAUGGAAGGCAAAUGCUACUGGACGUGCCGCAAAAACUGUCAAAGAAUUUCUGGAGAAGUACUACACUCCAGAGGAGGUAUCGACUGAGAGGGGCUCGAUAAAGCUGGCCAUCAGAGCACUCUUGGAGGUGGUGACGUCUGGACAGAAAAAUUUAGAGAUCGCAAUAAUGCGUAGAGGUCAGUCUGUCCAGAUGCUGGACAGCGACACGAUAGGUGAAUACGUCGUUGAGAUAGAAAAGGAGAAGGAGGCGGAAGCCGAGAAGAAGAAGCAGAAGAAGUGAUUCGAGUGAAUAUCUUAAUUUUUAUUUUAUAUCUUCAUGCAUAACUAUUGUAACGAAAAUUGGCAGAUUUUUUUUUCAUUAAAAUGUCUUCUUACGAUUACAA